AGUUCAUCUGCAGCGUGCGACGAGUACAGUUAAGAUUUCAGAUAAAAGCGCAAAUUUGCAAAUUUCAUAUGAAGUGAAAAAAAUCAUAGAAGGAUAAUUUCUGUUCAGUAUCCAUCGUUAAAGUUGAGUGCGGACGUGUGUAACUGGUGUGCGUUGGUGUAAGCUCAGUCGAGAGUGUAUCUGGCAAGCGCAUAAUAAAUCAGUGUAUCUGUAUCCGUAAUAGAGUGACUGCUACGGAAAUUGAAAAUAUAUUAAAAUAUCUACAACAAAAAUAAAUAUAAAAUAAAUUUCAAAUUAAUUAAAAAGAAUUAUAAAAAUUAAUUUUUAUAUUGCGAACUUUCUCAUAUGAAAUAUACUUUCUUAAAUAACUGAAAAAAGAUAUUUUUUUCUUGUAUUUUCGAGAUAAGAAUUUUUAUUCCGUAGAAGAAACGCGUGUGAGUUGGUGUGUGUGUUUUGCUAUAAGCUGUAAGCUGUAAGCUGUAAAAACUAAGUUCGUGUCUGGAACGAAUUCAAUUUUUAGUUGCGUUUGUAAUUUUGUAUCUGCAGCAUCGCUACUACGCAUCGCAGCGCAUCGUUUGGCUUACGCUAACGCUUCAUACGCUUCGCUUACUGAAGUUUGUCAGACAACGAAUUGCGUACCAUCGCUUGCCUAGUCAACCGUUUCGGUCGCCUUUGAAAGCAAAGUUUUAUAAAAAAAAAGAUUUUAAACUUUGUCACUUGGAACGUACGUGUGAGAAACGACAGUAAUGAAGGGUUGCCAUUUGUUUUCGCUAACAGUGCUUGCAUUCGCAACACUGGCAGUGCUGCCAGAGACAGUGUUUGGCACAACGGAAGUACAAGAGACGCCAUUGGCAUUGCCAGUCGCCGAACAGACACAACCGACAACAGCUUCGCAGGGUGAGAUUUGGGAAGAAGACGACCAUGAAAUAUUAAUACGCAAUGAACGUGGCACAAAGAGCGAUGGCUUAUCGUGUCGUUAUGGUAAGAAUCCAUGGACUGAGUGCGAUACUAAAACCAAUACACGUUCACGAACGUUGACAUUGAAGAAGGGCGAUCCAGCUUGCGAUCAGACUCGAACCAUACAAAAGAAAUGCAAAAAAGCCUGUCGCUAUGAGAAGGGGUCCUGGUCUGAGUGUACUACUGGACAAAUGACACGCGCUGAUAAAUUGAAAGCAACCAGCGAUCCAUCGUGUGAAGCAACACGUGUCAUCAAAAAGAAUUGCAAACCAGGCAAAUCCAAGGAUAAGAGCGCCAAAGAACAGCGUAAGAACAAGGAUAAAGGUGCCCGCAAAGGUCGUGCUUAAUUUAAUUAAUUAAAUUGAGUUGAGCAGUGGUUUGAGUUGAAAAAACUAAUAUAAGCCCAAGAAAUUUAAGAACAGGAAAGAUUGAUUUAAAUUUUACAAAACUAUUAAUGCAUAAAAAAUUAAAUAAAAAUAAAAUAUUUA
Messenger RNA from Teleopsis dalmanni, 1445 nucleotides. RefSeq lists its product as uncharacterized. The transcript has 5 exons. Gene Ontology annotation, cellular component: extracellular region. Gene Ontology annotation, biological process: mesoderm morphogenesis. Lineage: Eukaryota; Metazoa; Arthropoda; Insecta; Diptera; Diopsidae. The record is from RefSeq and is a predicted model, not a curated record. Gene Ontology annotation, molecular function: growth factor activity; heparin binding. The coding region runs from base 747 to 1304 and encodes 185 amino acids.